Aspergillus affinis is the source of this 1710-nucleotide messenger RNA. RefSeq names its product glycosyltransferase family 58 protein. The transcript is spliced from 4 exons. Gene Ontology annotation, molecular function: dol-P-Man:Man(5)GlcNAc(2)-PP-Dol alpha-1,3-mannosyltransferase activity. Lineage: Eukaryota; Fungi; Ascomycota; Eurotiomycetes; Eurotiales; Aspergillaceae. Bases 1 to 1710 code for a protein of 569 amino acids. The record is from RefSeq and is a predicted model, not a curated record. Gene Ontology annotation, cellular component: endoplasmic reticulum.
AUGCCGCCACAUCUUCAUCCUCGGUCGCGGUCGACGUCCUCCCUCUUCGCCGCUACCCUCCUAGCCUCCCUCUUCGUUGUCGGCAUACCGCAUGUUUUUCCCUGUCCAGCCCCUCGUCGCACCCUGGCCGAUUCCCAAAUAACGGUCAAUGAGGAUGGACAACCAAUUCAGAGAGUUCGACGAAGGAGACGCAAGGAUAUCACUCCUGAUCUAGACGAAAAAACGUUACCCCCCACACAACCGACUCCCGAUGACGAGGUGUCGACAUUCCUACAACUCGAAGAAGAAGCAGAGCGGCUGGCCAAGGCGGGCAGGGAAUCCAUCAUGACUAUUGCGCACCUCAGGCCACUCGACGGCCACGGUGCGCUAAGCCGCAACGGGACGGCUCUCAUUGGCUCUCCGGCGGGAAGGCCACCUGCCUGCCGAGUCCAGCACCAACAGCUCCAGCUUCCGACCUGCCAACAGACAAUGGACUGGAUACACUGUGUUCGCGAUCUUCUCGUGAACCCGCGCCAUACAAAAUGGAUCGCCCCGCUUCUGAUCCUAGGCGAUGUCUUCCUCUGCGCUCUGAUCAUCUGGAGAAUCCCAUACACUGAGAUCGAUUGGACUACGUACAUGCAGCAAAUAUCCUUGUAUAUCUCCGGCGAGCGCGACUAUACUCUCAUCAAAGGAUCGACCGGACCUCUCGUUUAUCCCGCCGCGCAUGUGUACAGCUACACGAUACUCUACCAUCUGACCGAUGAAGGUCGCGACAUUCUCUUCGGCCAGAUCCUGUUCGCCGUCCUCUACAUCGCUACUCUGGCGGUCGUGAUGUCAUGCUACAGACAGUCGGGGGCUCCUCCAUACCUCUUUCCCCUGCUUAUCUUGUCCAAACGGCUCCAUAGUGUCUUCGUGCUGCGUCUGUUCAACGAUGGCCUGGCGGUUUUCGCGAUGUGGGUAGCUAUACUUUUGUUCCAGAACAAAAAGUGGACGGCCGCAGUGAUUGUUUGGUCUACGGGGGUGGCUGUCAAAAUGACCCUGCUGCUUCUUGCUCCGGCAAUCGCGGUGCUGGCGGUGCUCAACUUGUCCCUUCUGCCCAGCCUCCGGCUUGGGGUUUUGGCUUUGCUUGUGCAGGUUCUACUCGCUAUACCUUUCUUGCAGACUAACCCUAAUGGUUAUCUCUCGCGGGCCUUUGAACUGACCAGACAGUUUAUGUUCAAAUGGACGGUCAAUUGGAGGUUCGUGGGUGAAGAAACAUUCUUGUCUAAAAGGUUUUCCCUAUCAUUGCUAGCCCUACACAUGUUCUUGCUAUGCGUGUUUGCAGUUGCGGCCUGGGUAAAACCAUCGGGCUCGAGCCUCCCCGGCUUCCUGCGAACGUUGCUCCAAGGACGUCACUGUGGAACACCGCUUUCCAGGCCUUUUGUGACCACUGUAUUGCUGACCUCCCUCGCAAUCGGACUGCUGUGCGCGAGGUCUCUUCAUUACCAGUUUUUCGCCUAUAUUUCCUGGGCGACGCCCUUUCUUCUUUGGCGCGCGGGUACCCAUCCGGUAAUCUUAUACGCCCUGUGGGCGCUUCAAGAAUGGGCCUGGAAUACCUUCCCCAGCACGAACUCAAGCUCGCUGGUUGUCAUCUUUUCCCUUGCCGUCCAGGUCUUUGGCGUGCUUGUGAAUCGCUCAAAUGCAUUUGGUGGCAUAAAGCCCAAGGGUGGCGGGAAAGAGCAUGUGAACUAA